Messenger RNA from Heterotrigona itama, 793 nucleotides. The record is from the annotation of a GenBank genome assembly. NCBI's taxonomy places the organism in Eukaryota, Metazoa, Arthropoda, Insecta, Hymenoptera, Apidae.
AUGGGUGCUGAUGGACAUUUUCGAGUGACUCUGUCCCUGAGGAGGGAACCGGCUGCCGGUCCAGUUUACUGCAAAAUGGAGACCUCGGCGAGAUUUCGGCAGUUGAAGACCGUGAAGCUAAGCUGCGAAGCCACGUAUCGGUUGGACAUCAGUUUCAAACCUCCGCAAAUAUUAGAGUGGGUACAGUAAAUACGUGUCAAUUAUAUUUCCAAAUUGAUCUUCACUGUCCUCCCUUUCUUUCUUCCUUCUUCUUUUUCUUUUUCUAAGAGAAAUCGUUCCUUCGCGUCCUCGUGCUCGAUCACCAUUUAUUAUUUUCGUACGUCCUUGCGCCACUGUUUCCUUUUUAUCUGAUUUUCCGACUCUCCGUUUUGCAGCACGAACUUUUUCUUCAGCGGCAAUUGCAAUAAUUGGGAUAUCUAAAAACACGCGCCAGCGAUUUAUAGUAUUUUAAAGAUAUUAAAAACACGAUAAUUAGUAGCUAUUGUCUUACCCUCUGAAAUUCGCGAUCGGAUAAAUUUCUGAGACCUAGUGCUUGAUAGAUUUGUGGUUUUUUUACACUUCAUUAAAUAUUGAUUUCACACACGCGCGAUCACAAAUUGCGAUUUUCAUUUUUAAAAACCAUCCGUUCAGUGUUGAGACUUAUUUUUCGAAUUUUUUUUUUUUGCAACUCCCGCGUCUAAUUUUUCACGUAAAUUGUUAUUUCAACUGCUUCUGUUCAUAUUAAGUAAGAAAUUAUGAAUACUUCUUUCACCUAUUCUCCUUUUUACUGUAACUUUUCUGUUAUAGUUUAUAA